GUUUCACGAGAAUUAACGAGCGCAGCCGAAUGUGUGCGAAGGCAUAUCCGUGUAACGUUAGCAUAAUGCUAGCUGUUGAAACAACGGUCUUCCGUCUCUUGUAAUAUUAGUUUCCUUGUUGUUGUUUGCUGUUCCACGAAAGCCUGUGUGAUCACACAAAAUGGACAGUGAAAUGUCAGAUGUUGACCUUGCACCAGGGCCUGGGAGCAGCAGCAUGGAGGGGGAAAAUGCUCCACUUUACUGCAUUUGUCGAAAGCCAGACAUCAACUGCUUCAUGAUCGGCUGCGACAAUUGUAACGAGUGGUUCCACGGGCACUGCAUUAACAUCACGGAGAAGAUGGCCAAGGCCAUCCAGGAGUGGUACUGCAUGAGCUGCAGAGAGGACAAUCCACUGUUAGAAGUAAAAUACAGAUCAAAGAAAAACCGGGAGAAGGAACCGGACUCGGACAGAACAGAAAGACAGUACAGCACCCCGAGCACUCCGGACUAUAGAAGCGACCGACGACGCGGAUCUAAAGUGAAGCGUUCGGUGCGCAUGUGUGGGGAAUGUGAGCCCUGCAGGAGGACCGAAGACUGUGCCCAGUGCGACUUCUGCAAGGACAUGAAGAAGUUUGGAGGGCCAAACAAAAUCAGACAGAAGUGCCGCUUCAGGCAAUGCGAAGUUCGAGCCAGGAAAAUGCUUCGCGUGAAGGAGGAGGAAUUCUCCCUGCGUGAGAGGAGGGAGAAUUCCCACCACAGACGAAGACGGUACUCUGAAGACUAUGACAGUGAGGCAGAUCUUUAUCAGCAGUACAGGGCAGCGGGACUUGAUGGCGACAUGGCUUGGGGGAGUGACGACGACGACGAGCCGGCUUUCAGCCCCGUCAUGCGUAAGAAAGCCAUAAAGGUGAAGCAUGUUAAGAGACGCGAAAAGAAGAUUGAGAAAAAAAAAGAGUCGCGCCGCCACAAGCAGAAACAGAAGCAUAGAGACAAAAACCGACACAGUGAUCGGGGGGAUUUGCGUGACAGUGGGGGGAUGCGUCAGUGUCUUGGGCCAAACUGCGUGGAACCAGCAAGGCCCAACUCCAAAUACUGCUCCGAGGACUGUGGCAUGAAGCUAGCAGCCAACCGGAUCUACGAGAUCCUCCCGCAGCGGAUCCAACAGUGGCAGCAGAGUCCCUGCAUCGCCGAGGAGCACGGCAAGAAGCAGCUUGAGCGCAUCCGCCGGGACCAGCAGAACGCCCGACUCCGCCUGACUGAGAUGGAGCGACGCUUCCACGAGCUGGAGGGCAUCAUUGCCAAGGCCAAGCAGCAGGCGGUCCAGCAGGACGAGGAGGUGAAUGAAGGGGAAAGCGAUGACACAGAUCUGCAGAUUUUCUGCGUGUCCUGCGGCCAUCCCAUUAAUCCAAAAGCGGCGCUGAGGCAUAUGGAGAGAUGCUAUGCCAAGUAUGAGAGUCAGACAUCCUUUGGUUCCAUGUAUCCCACAAGAAUAGAGGGUGCCACCAGACUCUUCUGCGACGUGUACAACCCCCAGAGCAAGACCUACUGCAAGAGGUUGCAGGUUCUGUGUCCAGAACAUUCCAGAGAUCCCAAGGUGCCGGUAGACGAGGUGUGUGGAAGCCCUCUGGUGAAGAAUGUGUUUGAGCCGACGGGGGAUUAUUGCAGGGUAUCCAAAAGGAAAUGCAACAAACAUUACAAUUGGGAAAAGCUGAGGAGAGCCGAGGUGGACUUGGAGCGAGUCAGAGUGUGGUACAAGCUGGAUGAGCUUUUCGAGCAGGAGCGCAAUGUCAGGACUGCUAUGACCAACAGAGCCGGUCUGCUGGCUCUGAUGUUGCACCAAACUAUCCAGCACGACCCUCUGACAACUGAUCUCCGUUGCAACAAGGAUAGAUAGUCGCCCUGAUUUGUUGCUCCAUUUAAAUCUGCAGAUCCCUGUACUUAAUUAUAAUUGUGAGCUAAAGAUGUAAAGUUCUAGAUCAACUACAACUUUGAUGAAAGAUUAUUUUUUACUGUUAAAGUGUGUAUGAUAAUAUAUUUUCCCAAAUAAUAGUGGACAAGCCACAUUUAAGUUGAAAACUACUGUUUUUGGUAUUUGCUUCUGAAUAAACAUUUGAAACAUG
Molecule: messenger RNA, 2099 nt
Organism: Girardinichthys multiradiatus
Lineage: Eukaryota; Metazoa; Chordata; Actinopteri; Cyprinodontiformes; Goodeidae
Gene: cxxc1b
Product: CXXC finger protein 1b
Exons: 14
Coding region: 161-1873 (570 amino acids)
Biological process (GO): positive regulation of DNA-templated transcription
Cellular component (GO): Set1C/COMPASS complex
Molecular function (GO): zinc ion binding; DNA binding
Source: RefSeq, a predicted model, not a curated record